GGUCUUCGCCAGCCAUGAGCCGCCAGUUGACCCACUUCCCCGGCGGGGAGCGCCUGGGCUUCAGCGGCUGCUCCGCGGUCCUCUCGGGCAGGAUCGGCAGCAGCUCCGCCUCUUUCCGGGCCGGGGUCAAGGGCUCGGCCUCCUUCGGCAGCAAGAGCCUCUUCUGCCCCGGGGGCAGCCGGCGCUUGGCGCUGAGCGCUGCGGCGGGGCGGAGCGGCGGCCGCCUGGGCGGCUUCGUGGGCACCGUCUUCGGCAGCGCGGGGCUGGGGCCCGCGUGUCCCUCCGUGUGCCCGCCCGGGGGCAUCCCUCAGGUCACCGUCAACAAGAGCCUCCUGGCCCCGCUCAACGUGGAGCUGGACCCCGAGAUCCAGAAGGUGCGCGCCCAGGAGCGGGAGCAGAUCAAGGCGCUGAACAACAAGUUCGCCUCCUUCAUUGACAAGGUGCGGUUCCUGGAGCAGCAGAAUCAGGUACUGGAGACCAAGUGGGACCUCCUGCAGCAGCUGGACUUGAACAACUGCAGGAAAAACCUGGAGCCCAUUUAUGAGGGCUACAUCAGCAACCUGCGGAAGCAGCUGGAGACGCUGUCCGGGGACAGGGUGAGGCUGGACUCGGAGCUGAGGAACAUGCAGGAUUUGGUGGAGGACUACAAGAAGAGGUAUGAGGUGGAGAUUAACAGACGCACAGCUGCUGAGAAUGAGUUUGUGGUGCUCAAGAAGGAUGUGGAUGCUGCCUACAUGAACAAGGUUGAGCUCCAGGCCAAGGUGGACUCCUUGACAGAUGAGAUUAAAUUCUUCAAGUGCCUUUAUGAAGGGGAGAUCGCUCAGAUCCAGUCCCACAUCAGCGACACGUCUGUCAUCCUGUCCAUGGACAACAACCGGGACCUGGACCUGGACAGCAUCAUUGCUGAGGUCCGCGCCCAGUAUGAGGAGAUCGCCCUGAAGAGCAAGGCCGAGGCCGAGGCCCUGUACCAGACCAAGAUCCAGGAGCUGCAGGUCACAGCAGGCCAGCAUGGGGAUGACCUCAAGCUCACCAAGGCUGAAAUCUCUGAGUUCAACCGCCUGAUCCAGAGGAUCCGCUCAGAGAUAGGGAGUGUGAAGAAGCAGUGCGCCAACCUGGAGACGGCCAUCGCCGAUGCUGAGCAGCGGGGGGACUGCGCCCUGAAGGACGCCCGGGCCAAGCUGGAUGAGCUGGAGAGCGCCCUGUAUCAGGCCAAGGAGGAGCUGGCACGGAUGCUGCGCGAGUACCAGGAGCUCAUGAGCCUGAAGCUGGCCCUGGAUGUGGAGAUUGCCACAUACCGCAAACUGCUGGAGAGUGAGGAGUGCAGGAUGUCUGGCGAAUAUCCAAAUUCUGUGAGCAUCUCCGUCAUCAGCAGCACCAAUGCUGGGGCAGGAGGGGCUGGCUUCAGCAUGGGCUUUGGGGCCUCAAGCAGUUAUAGCUACAAAACUGCAGCUGCAGACGUCAAGACCAAAGGCAGCUGUGGCAGUGAGCUCAAGGAUCCCCUUGCCAAAACCUCGGGUGGCAGCUGUGCCACCAAAAAGGCCUCCAGAUGAUGGACAGGUGGCUGGCUCUGUGAGCAGAAGGCUUCCCAACCCACCCAUCUCCUCCCUCUCCUUCCCUGGGCCCCCUUUCCGAGUCCAGAAAUGCUUUGUCUGUCACUACAGUCCCGACCCCAUUUCCUCUCCCUGUUGUCCUCAAGGUGUGAUGCUCUGACACAAGGAGUCCUGUCAUGGGCUGCCUCAGUGACCUCCUUCUUGGUCCCCUUUCACUGGGUCAUUACCCAAAUGCAAAGACAACACACAUACCCAGAAUGUUUCCCCGUGGCCAGCUACAAGCCCCUCUGCCCCCAUGUCUUUCCUGGGUCUUCACUGCCAAGGGACUCGCUUCGUCUUCUGAUUGGGACUGUGUCCAGUCCUCUGCUUCUCCUGCAAUAAAUGAUUAAGUCUGUUUGGUUCUCA
Messenger RNA from Sapajus apella (tufted capuchin), 1955 nucleotides. RefSeq names its product keratin 72 (gene KRT72). Gene Ontology annotation, cellular component: keratin filament. NCBI's taxonomy places the organism in Eukaryota, Metazoa, Chordata, Mammalia, Primates, Cebidae. The transcript is spliced from 9 exons. Gene Ontology annotation, molecular function: structural constituent of skin epidermis. The record is from RefSeq and is a predicted model, not a curated record. The coding region runs from base 15 to 1550 and encodes 511 amino acids. Gene Ontology annotation, biological process: keratinization; intermediate filament organization.